AUGGCCCUCGGUGUACCGCGGCCGGUCAGGCGGUACUCCGGGUGUUCCCACCGAGGGUUCGGUAGUCUCUGCUGAGGCCUCGGCGCCCUCCUUGGCAUGUGUGUGCUGUGAGCGGGGACAGGCCCGAGGUCAGGGGGAGCCUGGCAGAGGUUGUCGUGGGCUCUCCGCACAUCUGUGCCCGUCCUGAGGAGCGCAUCUUCCGGCAGGUCCAGUGUGAACGGUGCCUUGCACAGGGGGUGCUUGUGUGGAUGCCCCUGGCAGUGCCUGAGCAUGACCCCAAUGAAAUGGGCCAGUGAUGGUAAUGUGGCAUGCGGGGACCUGGGCGCACAGCUGCCCUCUCAUGAUGCCAGUGGACUGACCGCGGUGGGGUCCAUGACAAGUGUCUCCAUUCAUUGCUGAGGUGACACAACUGCUGCGCCUUCACAGGGCAGAAAAUCGGCUGAACAAGUGUUAAAACCUUCUCCCAAUAACUGCUUCAUGUGAACACAGCCACGAUCAGCCGAGAAGCAACAUCACUAUGGCGCCCUUUUCCACAAGCGAGUGGUACAUCGUGCAUGAGAUUUACAAUGGUGAAAAUGCCCAGGACCAGUUUGAAUAUGAACUGGAACAAGCCCUUGAAGCCCAGUACAAGUACAUAGUGAUCGAACCAACCCGCAUUGGAGACGAAACUGCCCGCUGGAUCACUGUGGGAAAUUGCCUGCACAAGACAGCAGUGCUCUCUGGUACAUUCUGCCUUCUCACCCCGUUAGUUUUGCCUUCAGAGUAUUCCCCCUACUUGUCUCUGCCGGCUGGUAUCCUUAGCUUGGCCUGCUCCACUCUUUAUGGAAUCUCCUGGCAGUUUGACCCUUGCUGUAAGUACCAGGUGGAGUAUGACGCCUAUAAGUUAUCCAGACUGCCACUACACACACUUACCUCCUCCACGCCGGUGGUGCUUGUAAGGAAGGACGACGUCCACAGGAAGAGACUACAUAACACAAUAGCUCUUGCUGCACUGGCGUAUUGCGUCAAGAAGCUGUGUGAGAUUUACGUUGUAUGAUUUCCACACAACGCUGAGGAUGCACCAACAACACUUUUUGUGGAAUUUGUUAGAGAUCGGAGAUUUCUUCAGAGGAGAUAAAAAGUCCUGGCCACUGUACUGGUUAUUGACAGCGCUUUAUACUAGGAGGGUGAGGACCUGCUGUCAGCUGCGUAUACCCAAGACACAAGCGCUAACACAACAUGGAAUAUACUCACAAAUGGCAUAUGAGGGAGGGGUUUCCUUUUUAACAUAGACACCUAAGUAUUUGUUGUACCAUACUUAACCAGCCAGAAGUCCUGUGACCAUUAAAAUAAUAAAAAGAACACUUGCUGGCUUACUUGCUUUCCUAUUGUGGACAAAAAAAAGAUUAAAGUAGAAAAUGUCGGACAAAG
Molecule: messenger RNA, 1410 nt
Organism: Bufo bufo (common toad)
Lineage: Eukaryota; Metazoa; Chordata; Amphibia; Anura; Bufonidae
Gene: TMEM11
Product: transmembrane protein 11
Exons: 2
Coding region: 518-1036 (172 amino acids)
Biological process (GO): inner mitochondrial membrane organization
Cellular component (GO): mitochondrial inner membrane
Source: RefSeq, a predicted model, not a curated record